ACUACUUCGUAUCAUAUUUGAUUAUUUGCAGCGAUCAGCUGCCCACAUGAUCCAACUUGUCUGCCCAGAUGUGCUUUGUAGGAACAGAUUUGAGCAGUUUCGCUCUAACCUCCAAGUUCGAAGUUUCCGUACGCAUUUCUGCGCAAAUCUUCUGUUGGCACGCAACGAACUGUUUGCUCAAAUGUGAUUUGCGCAGACAGAUCGUUUUCUGGACGAGGGUUCAGGUCAAAAUAUCUUUGAAGUGAGGUGCUUAGUAGCAGCCAUCUUGUGUAAUGUGUAUUGCAGAAAUUUGUAAAUUGCGUCCUUCAGGGCCUUGGGACUGCAGCAAUGGAUCAGAAAAACAUUAUCUGGAUAAAAACAGAGAUAACAGAUGAGGUGUCAACCUUGCCAGACUCCACAGUCCAGACUUACCCAUCCACCAUAAAUGUAAAAGAAGAAUUGCAGGAGUGUGUGAAUCAAGAGUUAUGUCCUCCUGAAUUUGAACAUCAUGUAAUUAAGGAGGAGGAUCUCGAAGAUCCAUUGGUAAGGUCAGGGUCCACUGAGUCUGUCGGGGAGUAUCUGGAACUAAAUUUGGAAGCAGAAGAAACUGAGGACUUUGUCUUGGCAUCAGAGAAUGAUCAUCCUGAUGAGUGUGAUCCAUUGAGUGUAACAGAUGGUGAGGAGCCAGCCUCAAAAAGAUGUGCACCACACAGCCAAUGGAUGAUUAAGACGACUGCUGAGACUGGUAGCAUUGCAUUUGAAGAAACGCAUCUGCAGGGAAUGACUGGUGAUAAGGUGGACUUCGCUGCAGAGAAAUCAUCAAUUUUGCAGAACAGUGCAUUAUCCAAUAGAAGUAGUAACUGCUUAAAGGAAAAAGAAAUUCAAGACUUCACAUGCAGUUCAUGCAACGAAACUUUUUCAUCAAAAUACAAUCUCAUAAUGCAUGUGUUCAUUCACAUUGAUGAUGUUCAGCCGCCUGCACAUAUCUGUAUGAGGUGUGGUGAUGUAUUUCUCACCCAUGAGAGCCUUAGCGAGCAUUCAAUGGCGCAGAGAGAAAUUAGUCAAGGAGAAUAUAAUCACUGUACUACACUUUCUAAUGAAUGUGCUAGUUUCCACCCCUGCAAAAUAAUGUGUUCUGGCAAGAGUGCUAUCGAGUGUGAUAAUUCUAACAGAUCCUUUAUUACUGCUGAUAGUCUCAGACCAGACAGAUCUGGUGUUUGUGUGGAAUCAUUUAGUCAUUCUGGUGGUCUGAAGAGUUACUCAAAUGUAUGUGCUAGCGUAAGACGACACAAGUGUGAGGUAUGUGGGAAAGCCUUCUCUCAGGCUGGCGAUCUAAGAAGACAUGCAUUUCUACAUACUGGUGAGAGACCCCACGAAUGUGGCGUGUGCGGAAAAUCGUUCACUAUGGCGUAUCACCUCAAGCUGCACUCGUUUCUGCAUACUGGCGAGAGACCACAUAGAUGUGACGUGUGUGGGAAAUCGUAUACAGACUCAGGUCAUCUUAGGAGGCAUGUUUUAACACAUACUGGCGAAAAACCACACAAAUGUCUAGUCUGCGGAAAAUCAUUCACAGAGUCUGGUACACUCAAGAAACAUAUCUUAAUACACACUGGAGAAAGACCAUACAAAUGUGACGUAUGUGGUGAAUCCUUCAGUCAGUCUGGUCAUCUUAAAACUCAUUCUAUAAUACAUACUGGCGAGAGGAUACACAAAUGUUCCACGUGUGGGAAAGCUUUUACUCUGUCACGGCAUCUCAAGAGACAUACAUUAACACAUACUGGCGAGAGACCGCAUAAAUGUAACGUUUGUGGGAAAUGCUUUGCGGAUUCUGGUAGUCUGAAGGCACAUACAUUAAUACAUAGUGGCCGUAUAUUACACAAAUGUGACGUUUGCGGUAAAGCAUUUACUCGCUCCAAUAAUCUUAAGAUGCACUCACUAAUACAUACUGGUAAGAGACCACACAAAUGUGUUGUCUGUGGGAAAUCUUUUACACAGGCUGGUAAUCUAAAGGCACAUGCACUUAUACACUCUGGUGAGAGACCCUACAAAUGUGAUGUCUGCGGGAAAUCAUAUACUCAGUCUAGUGGUCUCAAGACUCAUGCUGCAACACAUAUUGGUCUACCUACACGAAUCCAGUCAUAGAGAUGAUAAUCGAUUAACUCAAAACACUUUCGUUCAUUCAGGAGAAAAAUCUCCUAAUUUAUAUUACUGGCCACCAUGAACUACCUUACUAGAUGUUCAGUAAUGUGUGCUGGACGCAGAAGACAGAAGUAUGGUUAUUAGCUAUAGUGUUAGAUUUCUCACAGAUGUUACUAGGCUUCUAUAUGAGCAUAUAUAUGAGAAAAUUAAACACUGUAAUUAUGAGAGCAAAUCCUUUGGUGAGACUAGUUAAUCGUUUGGCAGUGUGUCUCUGAUUUGUGUUGGUGGAUCAUACAACUCGUUGUUACAAAAUACAUUUUACUAUCUGCAAGUCUUGGAUCACAGUGUAUGGAAGAAGUUGUAAUAGAUGUGCAAGUAUAAUCUCAUGUGUGGAAAUAUAUACCACAAAUUGAAAAAGAAAAUUUGUAACCAGAGUUAUCAAAAUGUGCCGUGUGUUAAAUCUGACAGAAAGUAGCCCCAUAUAAGAAAGCCUUCAUGGAAGAAAUAAUUUUUACAUAUGUUAAUUUCUCUAUUGCAUAAUUCUUAAUGUCCCCUGUGAAUUACGUUUGAGCAAAGUACACCUUGAAUAUUGCUAGUGUGCCAUAUUUUGCUUCCAAGUAGAACAGUUUCACUUCUAUUGGCAACUAUCAUAUGUUAUGAUUGGAGGCAUUUUUCUAAAAAUCUCAUAUUGGCAUUCAUUAUGAACUACAUCAAAAGCUUUUCAACAUCAUUGUUUGGAUGUCAUGAGAUUUAUUUGCUAGCUUCACAUAAAUAAUUUGUGAGACUGAGUGCUUAAUCGAUGGCUGAGUGCACAUUACCCACAUGUUAGAAGUAUAUUAUUUAUGUAAUACAUAUGCAUGUGCAUAUAUUGUAUCACUCUCUAGUUUUAGUAUAACAACAAUGAAGAGGUCACCAUGGAGUAUUGUAGUAGUAGCUGCUAGUCAGUAAAAUCGAUGUGGUGACACAUGGGUCAGACUAACAUUUACAUAGAAGAAUUGCAUGACAGGCUAGCCAUAUUCAGCAGAAAACUUCAGUGCGCAGCAGUGAGAACUGUAGUGGAUCGGCCAGUGCCAUAAUACCAGGGCAAGACUCUUGUUGCCUGCUGCAUGACUGUGUGUGCUGUUUUAGUGCAGCAAAUGUGCUGCAGAGAGAUAUUAAUAGGGCUUUGACAGGGAAUGCUUCAGAGUCCAGCAACACCACCAUGAUGCUAGACGAUGAGACAACUCGUCACUGAUAGCUACAGCCAGUGAUUUGAGACUGGAUCAGGCCUGCACUGCGUCUCCUUGCAUGUCUUGAUGCCACAGUCCUGCAAACCUGCUGUCUAACAUGUGCCAGAGUGCAGUGGGUUGCAUGAUAAUCUUCCCUUAACCCUGUGGUGGAUGCAAACCUCACCUGAGUUCAGGUGUUCACAACUGCAAAAUGCAGGUGCAGUAAA
Molecule: messenger RNA, 3553 nt
Organism: Schistocerca gregaria
Lineage: Eukaryota; Metazoa; Arthropoda; Insecta; Orthoptera; Acrididae
Product: zinc finger protein 664-like
Exons: 8
Coding region: 328-2121 (597 amino acids)
Source: RefSeq, a predicted model, not a curated record